Molecule: messenger RNA, 684 nt
Organism: Danaus chrysippus (African queen)
Lineage: Eukaryota; Metazoa; Arthropoda; Insecta; Lepidoptera; Nymphalidae
Source: the annotation of a GenBank genome assembly
AUGCCCGAUUUAAGACUUCUAGAAAAUAUGCUAUUCAAUUAUGGCACAUCAAAUCGAAUUGAUUUUCGAGAUGGUGAAAUAGAUAUAAAUCCGUACAGAACAGUUUAUAUUCCGAAACCUCGGUGUCUAAGAGUGCGACCUCCGCCUCUAAAAGACAUACAUACGCUCUCAUACUGGAAAAAUCCACACAUACCGACAGAAUUACUCGUGAAACCUAAAGAAAUAGUCCGGACCAAUCCAAGACACAUACAACAGAAACAAGAAAAUCUAGUGGAUCUGGAUCGAGAGAACGCUCAAAAGACUCGACCAAGACUUGUCAUGAGUCCCGCAAUAAGCUUGGACGACAUAGCUGAUGCAGAGAUCCGGAAUCUCUUAAUCCGCUUCAUGUACCAGACUACAAUGCAUAGCGCUUACUGCGGCGUCACUACCAACAACGCGACCAGAGCACCCUUCACCGGACUACCGGCUCCAGCGAACCCGAUAACGUUGGAGAAGCUGCAAGUUCCGUACGUGUCACCGGAAUGGCGUAUGGAGUCCGUUGGCUGGGACGGGAGACAGCUGAGGGCUCACUGUGACCACAACAAAGAAUUCUAUCUCAGGAGACCCUUGAGGUGUGAAGCGUGUAAAGUUACAGCAGCCGUGGAAGCUCAGAGGAAAUUGAUGAGGGAAAUGAAAAAAACAUGA